Enterobius vermicularis (human pinworm) is the source of this 1302-nucleotide messenger RNA. NCBI's taxonomy places the organism in Eukaryota, Metazoa, Nematoda, Chromadorea, Rhabditida, Oxyuridae. The record is from the annotation of a GenBank genome assembly.
AUGCAGUCUAUCUUAUUUGCGAUAUUAUUCGUAUACAGCGAAGAACAGGCGCCAGACAUUUUUCCUGUAAGCUGUUAUCUCAAUGUACUUAUCAUACUGGAUCGCUCAGAUUCUGUUAAAGGUGGCUUCAAUCGAAGUCGAUCAUUUGUAUCUGAAGUUUCCAUGGAGUUAAAUAUUUCGCCUACAGCCCAUCGAGUGGCAUUAAUUGUGUAUUCUGGCUUAAACUAUCGUCGAGAAGUUUAUCCGUGGGCAUUUGCCAAAAAUAAUGAAGAAUUUCAAAGAACAGUAAAAAAUUUAAGAGCUAUUGGUGGGACGACCAAUACAAGAAAAGCUUUGGAACUAGGUUUAGAGUUAAUGGAAACAAGGAACAAAACUAUUCCAACGUUGAUUAUGGUGGUAACAGAUGGCCGAAGUGCCGACGAUCCAAAAGAACCUGCUCUGCGUUUACAAGCCAUACCAAAUACAUGGGUUUUCGUGGCUGCAACUGGAGAUCCACUUUUAGCCGAUAGGCAAGAAUUACUUACAAUCGCUGGUGAUAUUAAUCAUGUUAUACUGCAAAGUGGUCGUGAACUUGCUGCUGAUAUAACCAGAAAACUGUUACGAUCAGCACAGGAAAAAUGCCGUUCCACAACUACAACAACCACAACAACUACAACAACAACGACCACCACCACAACCACCACAAACCCAUAUUCUGGCUGUGAAAUGGACCUUGUCUUGGUGAUGGAUCUAUCGUCGACUACAUUCCCAUUAUAUCAGCAUUACAAAGAGAUGGCAGAACAGCUUCUCAACAGACUUUUAAUUGGUCCACGUUAUACACGAGUGGCUUUGAUUACAUUCAGCUCUGUUGGGAAAACGCACACACACUUUAAUCUGGGAAGAUAUGACAAUGCUAAACCAAUUAUCGAGCAAAUUCGAAGAAUUGAAUCUACUGGUGGAACAACUGCCGUCGGUGAAGGAAUUCGUAUAGCAACCGAGCAACAAAAUGAACGAUAUGGUGCCCGUCCACAGCAUAUAGCGAAAAAGGUAAUACUGGUGUUUACCGAUGGUUGGACUAACAAAGGACCAGAUCCGGAAACAAUGAGCAAAGAAGCAAAGCGUGCAGGAUUUACUGUGUAUUCCGUUGGCUAUGAGGGCACCGGUGAAAUCAAUGAGCAUAACGCUGGCAUCAAUCAGUAUACAUUGGAUGCAAUAGCCGAAGAUAUGAAACACGUUUACAACGAGAAAACUUUCGACCGUCUGGUCGAAGAACUUCGACAACGGAAUCUUCCGUGUAUAAAUGGUGUUGAACCAGGUGUUUAA